This is a messenger RNA of Sinocyclocheilus rhinocerous, 465 nucleotides long. Its product is annotated as ubiquitin-like. Gene Ontology annotation, molecular function: protein binding. The record is from RefSeq and is a predicted model, not a curated record. Lineage: Eukaryota; Metazoa; Chordata; Actinopteri; Cypriniformes; Cyprinidae. The annotation marks the transcript as partial. The transcript has a single exon.
AUGGGAGGAGAUGAGAGGAGUCUGGAAGUGAGAGGUGAAGCCACGGUUGGCGAACUCAAGCAGCUCAUUUGUGAGCUCUUCAGAGAGCCUCCUUACAAACAGAGGCUUUCUGCCGAGAACGGUUCCUUUAUCAGCCUUGAUUCCAGAAAACUCAGCGAAUACGGUUUGCAUUCAGGCUCAGUUGUGAUCCUGCUCAUCAACAAACCUUUCCAGGUGUUUGUUCAAAACGAAAAAGGCAAAAUAGGAACGUAUGAUGUUGAUGUCAAUGAGACCGUAGAUCAGCUCCAGACUAAGAUCUACAACAAAGAGAGAGUCCCAAAGGAUCAGCAGAAACUGAUUUACAAAGGCAAACAGCUGGAGUCUGGCAAGAAGUUGCAAGACUACGGCAUCACGUCAGGAGACACCAUUUACAUGACUCUCCGGCUCCGAGGAGGUUCAUAGAGAUUUAUCAUUGAUCCAAUUCAU